GGCACAAGACGGAGAGAAGGGAAGAAAAGAAAGAAACCGAGGAAAGAAUUUUGAUUACAAAGAGAGUUCUAGAGUGGGAAAAUGUCUUGCUGCGGAGGAGACUGUGGGUGUGGAUCUGGCUGCAGCUGUGGCAGCGGCUGUGGAGGAUGCAAAAUGUUCCCUGAUCUUGCUGAAUCCAGAGAAAACAAAGUCCAGAUCAGCGUCAUGGGGGUCGCUGCUCAAGCUAAGAUCUUUGAAGUGGCUGAUAUGAACGAAGGGUACGAGAACGGCGGAUGCAACUGCGGCAGCAACUGUGCUUGCAACCCAUGCAACUGCAACUGAUGUGCUCGGGAAUAACAUAGUUAAUGAGCAAUAAUUGACCACUGCAUGGUGGCCUUUGUGCACGAUGCAGCGGUCAAAAAGGUGUACUUGUAUCUUCUUCCCUUUCUCAAAGUAACUACUAUGUCCUGAAACCUUUCAUGUCUAA
Nymphaea colorata (pocket water lily) is the source of this 466-nucleotide messenger RNA. Its product is annotated as metallothionein-like protein 2. The record is from RefSeq and is a predicted model, not a curated record. Gene Ontology annotation, molecular function: metal ion binding. NCBI's taxonomy places the organism in Eukaryota, Viridiplantae, Streptophyta, Magnoliopsida, Nymphaeales, Nymphaeaceae. The coding region runs from base 82 to 321 and encodes 79 amino acids. The transcript has 3 exons.